AUGUACGUGGAGAAAAGCGCGCCUUUGUACGCAGGAAUAUUGGACCCAAUAUAUGAACAUGUACCUAGAAACGCAUCAGAAGCUUUGAAUUACGUAAACAGUCCUAACAGUCUUAGAGGACUGCUUCCACGGCAGCUUGGGGAACGCAUGGCGUCGGAAAGUGUCUCUGGGGUAGAACCAACUGUAAGGCAGGCUGACAGAGAAGCAAUGACAGAGAGACGAGGAGAGCAGGAGAAAAGGCGGGGCACCUUGCCUGCUGCCAGUUCAGCAAAGUCACAAGGCACAGCGAAAGAUGAGGACGACACUGACGAAUAUCCUGACCACUGCGGCGAUUUGGCUACUUUCAUUGAAGGCCGCCAGGUUAUCGAAUGGGAUAUUCCAGUCUUCAACGGUAUUAUCCACGUUCUUGGCUCCUCUGUUUUGAGACCCGAUAUCGAAGCACUCGCGACAAACAUUGCCUUUUGGCAGUGCACUCAUCAGUUCUGCUAUGAAUGCCCACUGUUGACCCCCUUUUUCUUGAAAUUCCUGGAUGAAAUUGGAAUAAUUACAGGAAAGAAGCCAUUCGAGUUUAAUCCUCCCCCGGGCGUUCGCCCAGAUUGGGUCUGUAGGGGUGCAUUUAGCUACUAUCCAGCUGGAUGGACGAAGCAAACGUGGCACAAAUACCUGGAGACGAUGAGUUCAACAGAUAAACGAACUGCGAAACGUAAUGCCGACCUUGUGGCGAGAGCUGCCGAAGGGCGGUACCAGAUUGCAUUGCUUUACGAAAGUAUUCGGUUGCAGUCAAUCGAGGCAAGACGCAGGUAUGACCCCCUUCGCCCAAUAAGCGACGAAACAUACGAUCCGAAUUUCAAGAACAUGAAAAAGUCCUUCUACGACAAGAACUUCGAGUGCAAAGGCGAAGCUGUUAAUCGAGAACUUACAGCAAAACAGAUGCACAAAAUAAUACCUGCUGUUUACCCAUGGACGGGUUGA
Messenger RNA from Cyclospora cayetanensis, 972 nucleotides. RefSeq lists its product as uncharacterized. The record is from RefSeq and is a predicted model, not a curated record. Bases 1 to 972 code for a protein of 323 amino acids. The transcript is spliced from 4 exons. NCBI's taxonomy places the organism in Eukaryota, Apicomplexa, Conoidasida, Eucoccidiorida, Eimeriidae.